GGAAACCCUAAGGAAGCUUCGUUAUGGCGGCCACAGGGAUACUAUCAUGAGAGCGGGAGAGAGGAAGAACUGACAGCAUGAAGAGCAGGAGAAUUAAUAGCGUCAAGCCUGGGCUCAGGCGCAAGAAAGGCGCCUCGGAUGUGUCCCCCUCGACCAGCCUGCCGCCUCUGGUGGAAGGUCAGCUCCACUGCUUCCUGAGGGUGAGCGUCGGUAAAAUCCUCUGGACGGUUCUGAAGCCUCCGUCUCCGGCCCUCGUGAGGCUCCGCUGGUGGGGAGAGACGUCGAACGGCACCAUCUUCAGGCCCAGGGACUCCUCGCGGGCCGAUCAGAAAGGUGUGAAGACGACGGCUCGCUACGCUGUGCGCUGCGGACCCAAACAGCUCAUCUCCUAUCUGACAGAUAUGGGCUCCCUUGUGCUCGAAAUUAUGACCAAACUGGAUCACCUUCCUAUUGGCCGCGUUCAGAUUAACGGGAUCCCGCGACUGUCCCCAGCACAUCCAAUCAGUGGUUUCUUUACUAUUGUGUCGCCAACGUCAGAGAAACUUGGAGAGCUACAGGUGUCUGUGGCUCUGGAGCCCUUGUCGGAGACUUACGACAGCAGCGGCUCGAUCCCGAAUACCGACAUUAGCGCCAACACGGCUGCGUCUGUACGAGCGUCUAAGGAUGAGCCUGGAUUCCCGUCACAGCCCAAACUACUUCUGCCCCAAAACAGGAGGGACUCUGAGAGCAGCCGGGUCUCUACACCCAGAGGGAGAGAUCAUUUGUACUUCCAAGAAAACGCAGACCCUAAUAAAGGCUCCUUCAGAGGGUCUCAAGACCACUUGAAUAUAAAAGAGGCUCCCAACACAGGAGGGCUUCCCUCCAUGAAACAGACCACAGCCGCUUAUAACGCGCAAGAGACGCCCGAUGAUCCCGCGGCAGCCCCCGGAUCCGCAGCGAAAGAUCUGAUUUCAGUUCUUCUGGGUCAGGGAAGUAAGCUGAGGGAAGCCAUGGUCGUAUCUGCUCUGAAAUCUGACCCCAUUGUGGACCUUGAUGAGGACAAGAGGCGACCCGUUUCUCUGAAUGAGGAAGUCUUAGCCGUUACCAAAUCUGCCCCCGACGUCCCGUCUCCGAGAUUUCUCCAGAACCUCGUAAAUGUCCACAACUCUCCGCCGGGGAAAGGCGUUCUUCUCCAAGGCGGGGGAAGGGAACUCCUGGAAACCGAGACCCCUAGUGGGACCAACGCCAUUGAGCUGCUUCUGGGCAGCUCUAUGGCGUCUCCUGAAUAUUACUGGGAUGGGACCGGCUCCCCCCCGGAAUCCAUAUCUGGGUUUGACGUCUUCAACGAGAGUGAAUUUAACGACCCCCAUUAUGACCAGAGCCUGCUGGAGCACCUCUUCUACACGGCCCCCAAAUCAGACAGCAGCCUCAGUGACUUUAUCAGCGACGACGACCGCCGGCAAGCCAGAAGAAAGAAGAGUAAGAAAACUGGCAAGGAUCCAGCGGCCCGUCGGGACCGGUCACCAGCCGAGAAAGAGCACACCGGCUCCGAACAGACGGCAGAUCGCUCUUUUAGGGGUACGGUAAAAUCGGCCGCCGUGGAUCUGCCGAUGGACCGCCUGGCGGAGUUGGGGCGGAUGAACGGAGCCCGAGUUGUUGUGGACACGUUAAAGGUCCUUCCAGAGGACAAGCAGGGGACCCCAAGGAAGCGAAGCAGCAGGGGGAAGCCACCGCGGCCGCUGUCUGCCGUCAAACGAACGUUUUUUGUGGAGUUCCUCUUCCCUGCAUCAUCGAAAAGCAAAGCUGGAGAGGUUACCGUGGCAACAGAAGUAACUCGCCUGGUCUCCAGCAAGAUUGUGGGGGGAUUCGUGAAGUUCCAGCAGCGCUUCGCGUUCCCCGUCGCGUUCAGCGGCCCGAUGCUUGAACACUGGUGGAGCUCGGACUUGAUAUUCAGGAUUUUCCUACGGAAAGCGUCCCAGAAAAAGCCGGUGCUCGUUGGCUCGGCCGGUCUGUCUCUGCGAGACGUUCUCCUGUCUGAGAGACUGUCUGUGAGCCGCGACCUUCGCGUGGACUGCAUCGAGCCCCAGCAGGACACCGCAGACGUGGGACCGUUAAAGGUUUCUGUAGAGCUGGCUGGAGAUAGUAAAGAUCCCACAAGAACCCCGGGGAAGGUCACUGAAUCAGCAAAACAAGCACCGCGUCCCUCCAUCAGCCAUAACGCUUCUCUUACGGAACCAGAAACUCCUUCUACUUCUGACUCCGAGCCUCUUCCGGCUGAACCAGCGGCCAAGCACAGCAUCCCCCAGCGUCCCGCCGCAGAGGAACCGCGGGCAUCGGCGUCCCAACCGCGGGCAUCGGCGUCCCAACCGCGGGCAUCGGCGUCCCAACCGCGAGCAGCCGAGGAGAGCUCGCUAUUACUCCAUGUCGUACUGAUGGUUCCAGAAGGGAAGGGGUUAAUGCCUGCUAGUGCCGACUCUCCGUCCGCCUGCAAUUCCUACCUGAAGUGCAAGCUCUUCUCCUCGCCAGAGGCCUCUCGCUCGGCUGUUGCGUGGGGAACCACGCAGCCCGUGUAUAACUUCACGCAGGUGGCCCCCGUGGGCCUGACAAGUCAUCUCCUAGAGAGACUGAAGAACAACGUGAUGGUGAUCGAGGUCUGGAGCAAAGUAUCCGGCCCCGGCCAGGACCGGCUCCUGGGACUUGCCAAGCUUCCCCUGCAUCAGUUCUUCCUGUCUUUCAGCGACCCCAAGAUUUCCCGCUUGCUGCUCCAAGCGCAGUACCCCGUGGUGGCCGUGGACAGUCUCGUGGCCGUCACCGACGUGUUCGGCGGCGGUGAGCGCGGCAAACUCAAGGUUUUGCUGGCCAUGGGAUCUGGCGACCAAGUGGUGGCCUUGCAGCGUUUAAAGCACGAGGAAGGGGCAUCUCCAGCUCAGGUACCGAGGCCAGCUCACUUUCUGGAUCCGCCACAGGCCACCUCGCAGGUAUUUCCGUCCCCGGAAGCCACGAUCGAUCACGUGUUUGAGAUCCACGUGGAGAACGUCAAAGGCCUGACUCCCCUCCAGUCCACGGUGUGGGGGGAGGCCGACUGCUUUGUGCAGUAUUACUUCCCCGAGCGCUCGCCGAGCCCGGGAGACGAGCGGCCAGAGAGCGGCGUUAGUCUGAAGCCGGUCCGUACGGCUACCACCCUGUGUGUGCCAGAUCCCGUCUUUAAUGACCGGCAGAGCCAUUCUCUUGUGGCCCCGUCUGAUACCCCUGUGCAGAGGCUGCUGCUCGGUGCUUUAUCCGCGCAGGGACUGUCUGGAGGGGGAGGGGUGACGUUCGAGAUCUGGUGCCGGUACUAUUACCCUAAUGUGCGGGAUCAGAUGGUGGCCAAUGGGCUUCUCCCGUUAUCUCGCCUCUGUGCCAUGGUGACCAUGCAGCAUCGGGAAGAAGUGGGGAUCCAGGCAUUCAGUCUGCCCCUCACCCCAAGGAUCGAUACCCCAGGAGAACAGCAUCCCCGGUCCUCAGGUUUGCUCAACGUGAACGUGACGUACAGGCGCUCGGUCAGGAACGCGGUGGGCAUGCUGGCUACAAGGAUGGUCUCAAUUUCUGUGCAAAUCCACCGAGCCUCCGGUCUACAGGCAGCAGCCAGGCUGAUUGCAGAACACGAGCCGGCGUUUCAGUACAGCGCAGAUGUCGGGGUGAACGCCUUUGUCACCGUACACCCGUCUUUCCUUCCUGAAGCGGAGCGGCGCAGCACUCGCACGGUGGCUCGCACGUUCUCCCCGGAGUUUGACCAUCAUUCGGAGUUCCCCUGUAACCUCGUCAUCCAGCGGCGGAGCGGGGAAGCCUGCAGCCUGGCCGAGAUCAUGAGCUGCUCGGAGAUCGUGUUUUCCAUCCAUCACCGGAGCGUAACGUCAGAUCAUUCAGGCAGAAGCCACCCUGCGCGGGACUCGCGGCUGGGCGAGGUGCGGAUUCCGGCCAAGGAUCUGCUUUCCAAAAGAUCAGGUGUCAGCGGCUGGUACCCGGUGACCGCAGCAGAGCGUCACCGAUCUACCGGUGGACCGUCCAUCCUUGAAAGCGUUGUUGGAGGUUUGGAGCUUUCCAUCAGCUUCACGCACCCCGCGGACAGAGAGCGUGUCCUGGAAGCCGCUCGAGGACUUGGAUGGAGUCAGCCGCAAGACCGUGUCCGUGAGGUUAGCCUUCGCGGGGAGGACGAAUGGCAGAUGAAAGAAGAUCUGGUGACCAUGUCUGUUAGCGUUCCGAAGAUCUGGCUGCCAGUGCACUGCCUGCUGCUGGCCGGACAGAAGCGGCUCCACCGAAGCACUUAUUGUUAUUUGAGGUACAAGCUUUAUGACAGGGAAGCCUUCUGCUCCCCCCUGAAACGGCCGCAGUUAUCAGAAGAUGGACAGCAGGCCUCAGUGAUGUUUGAGAAGACCAGAAGCAUAGAGCUGAUGAGACACCAGCCGCUGGUCUGGUACCUGAAGGAAGAGAGGCUUGAAAUUCAGAUCUGGCGUGCUUACGGGAAGGACGCAGACGAGCCGAGACCUCAAGAUACCGACCGCCUUCUUGGCUGUGCCUACGUGGACCUCACGGCGCUUUCGGAAGCCACCUCGCGGACCCUCACGGUCAGCGGUGUUUACCCGCUGUUUAAGCGCGGCGUUUCCAACCUGUUGGGGGCAGCAGUGAGGGUUCACCUGUCCCUGAGCUCAGCCUAUCACCCACCCGCGGCCCCCCGAAGCUCGAGCCCCUCCGACGAGAUGAGCCACAGUGAAGAGGAGGUGCCGGAAGAUGCCGCCGAAGACCACCGUGAAAAGGAACCCGCUCAUCAUACAAAGGGUGGAAAGACUGCGGCCCCGGCUGAGACCCCAAGUCAGCGGGACCACCCAGCAGACAAAGAUGUGGAGAACACUUUUGCCGUGAAUAUAGUGAUUGAGAGAGCGAUGCAUCUAAGCUUAAAGGGGAGCCCCCUGACCGAGCGAGCGGUGUCUACCCCCAGCUGCUGCGUGUCGUUCCCCGUGGCCGGCAGUGCCACCCCAGUAGCCACCCCGGUGAUCGAGAACACGGAUGCUCCCGUGUGGGACUUUCAGUACCAGACACGGUUGACAAAUGAACUCCUCGUGGACCCGCAACAGACUUUAGUCUUCAAAGUUUGGCAUAAAACAGAUGUGGAGCGCGUCCUGGGAUUUGCCGCCGUGGACCUCUCCCCGCUGCUCUCCGGCUUUCACUCCGUCUGCGGCUGGUAUAACAUCGGCGAUUUCACCGGGCAAUGCCAGGGGCAGAUUAAAGUCUCCAUCACCCCGCUGGAGGGCAUCGGACACCUCAGAGAAGAAAGACGAGCGAGGAACAAGACGUCGCCCGCGCCCGCUGAGGGCUCAUCACACAAAUCUCUUCCGUUCCAGCCGACCCCGGCUUUCUGUGGAUCUUUCUCUACCUUCAGCAGCGGCCGUACAGGAGAGGUGGCCGCCGUCCUCUCUGACCCACCUGCUGACCGGGGCGGUGGUGUCUCCGGGAACGAGGAGCCUGCGGAUGACGUGCGUCGGUUCCUCGAGACCCUGCAGCUGGCGGAGCGCAAUGCCCACAGCGCGGAGCAGCGGGGCGCUCUGUCCCAGUCGUCGCGCACCUCGCUGCUGUCUGCCCUCAGGAAAAACCUGGGUGAGCUGGACGAUAUCCAGAAGUACUUCAAGCAGAAGCUGUACAGAUCCAUCUCCAACGCAGAUCAUGAGGAGGGCUCGUCUGUGCCGAGCCGGGGGCGCCAGGAGAAGCCCCCGCUUUCUGCCCCGCGCCAGGAGGACUCGGAUACCCAACAGCUGCUGAAGAAAUCCAGCCUCCUGGUAUCCCAAGUGAGCAGCCUCAUCACAGACCUUCAGGGAUUUCAUACCGGUACACCGGACUACGGGACAUCGGACUACGGGACACCGGACUACGGCACGGACAUCCAGCGUCUAGACGCGAGCGACCCCGCAAGCCUCCCCGACAGCCGCAGCGGUGAUACGAGAUCAGCGGGUCACGAGGAGCUGGGAGCGGAUGAAGCCGAGCUUCCCCAAGUGGCAACCCCGCCGUUUUCCCUCAGGGGCUCGCCGGACCCUCAAACAGAUGACCUGGAGCUGCUCAAGGGAAGCGGCGCCAGCGUUGACGGCAGCUUAGUCGAUGAGCAGCACCAGGAAGAGUUGGACGAUACCCGGUAUGCCAGCGACGAGGACUACGAGGAAGACUUCAUCGAACCCAGAACGCUCAAUGAGGUUACGGCCAUGACCGACAGGACCAGCCCCUGGUCCAGCAUGUUAUCAGACGUCGAUCCUCCUUCCGCCGAGCGACAUUUACACGGAACAGACGAAACGCAACACGCUGGGGUUUCAUCCGGCAACAAACACGCCAUGGACGGCAACGUCUUCUCGUCUUUAUACCCCAAGGAGCAUCCAAGCGUCCCAAGCGCAUCAGAGGAACCUGAGACCUCCGACAAAGGUUCUACCGUCCGAGGCUUCCUCCAUUUACCCAACGGUGAUAGCGAGCGGGCCGCGCAGGAUGAACCGCGCUCCGCUUCAACUGGAAUCCAAAGAGCACAGGAGGGAUUAUUAGAAGAGUUGGAUAGAAAUGACGACCCAGAGCCCGAUGAGCCUCCUUUGGUUCGGCAAGCGUCCGAAUCACCGUCUGAGGGUAGUGACCCAGAAAGCUCAGUCGGUGCCUCUUAUGCUGGGAGGUCUACCCCGUCUCCACUACCACAAGCAGAUUAUUCCGAAUCUGAUCGUCCGUCUGCGGAUUCGCAACAGAACUCCAAUGCGUCUGAGGAAAGUACUGCUGAGGUUCCUGGCCGCUGCGGUGACCUUCUAUCUGAUCCCGUACUCGUUCCAAACUUUUUCCUGCCGCCGCAGCACUUAGAAGCCUCCAUGAGGAUGCUGAGCGUGUCUCCGGCUCUCCCGUCUGCUGCCGAUUCGGAGGCUGAAACGCGGAUAGCGAGAGGAAUCCCGUUCCGGAGGAAUCCUCGCCCGAAGCCCAAGCUGACCGGCACGGAUCUGCCGGAGGAGGAGACCCGCCGGAUCGCAAGGAUCUUCGCUGCGCAGUUUACCAAACCCAAGUAG
Messenger RNA from Spea bombifrons (plains spadefoot toad), 7034 nucleotides. RefSeq names its product C2 domain containing 3 centriole elongation regulator (gene C2CD3). Gene Ontology annotation, cellular component: centriole; centriolar satellite. The record is from RefSeq and is a predicted model, not a curated record. Gene Ontology annotation, biological process: cilium assembly; centriole elongation. Lineage: Eukaryota; Metazoa; Chordata; Amphibia; Anura; Pelobatidae. The transcript has 33 exons. Bases 78 to 7034 code for a protein of 2318 amino acids.